UUCCUCAAAUCGAAGCAAUAAUUUAUUUGAACAAUACAAAAUUAAAUUAGAGGGUUCAAUGAGUGCUUUAAUAUUUCAAAAAUCAAAAUACUGUGUCCUGAAACUUCAUCAAAAUUUACCGCAUAAAUUUUUAGCCCCAGAAAUAUAUGAGAUGUAUCAAAUAGAGUGGUAUGACUAUCUUGAGAAAAUUCGUCGGACUAUUGGAGGUAAAACAUGGAUACCAGAUACCCAAGUGAUUGUUCAUUUAAAUGAUAAAUUUAUUGGCAACCACUCAGAUUUAUUCGAUUUUGUAAAUCAAAAUUUUACUAUCAAUUUACCAGUUGAUACUGAAUUUUAUGAGAACUUAAUUAAUGAGAGUUUUAAGAAAUUUGUAGACAAUCCAGACCGUAAAUUUAUUUAUUUAAAAUUUUCUAUUGACGGUGCUCUAUUAGGAACUUUAAUAUUUAUGUUAUAUUCCGAUAAAUUGCGACAUACCUGUGAAUAUUUCAUCAACCUUUGUCAAGGCGAUAAAAUAAAAAAAAAUGAUCAAUAUUUGUGCUACAAAAACUCAACGUUGCACCGUAUUGUUAAGGACCGAUGGCUUCAACUUGGUGAUUUAGGAUAUGAAAAUAACUUUAUUGAUGAAACUACAAUAGUCGCUGAGAAUCAUUUAAUUUCACACGAUCGUCGGGGUGUUCUUUCGUUAGCUAAUGACGGAAAAAAUCACAACGGACCACAAUUUGUUGUUUCUCUAAAUCCCAAUCCAUGGAUGGAUAAUUAUUAUGUUGCAUUCGGACAAUUAAUUGAUGGCGCAAACACUUUAAAAAUAAUUGAACAAGUAGAUACUUUUUAUGAAUCACCUUUGCAAAAAAUUGUUAUUACAGAAUGUGGAAAAUUUUCUAUUGACCAAAAUAAUAAUCAACAAACAAAAAAAAAUUUGUACUAA
Molecule: messenger RNA, 925 nt
Organism: Cotesia glomerata
Lineage: Eukaryota; Metazoa; Arthropoda; Insecta; Hymenoptera; Braconidae
Product: peptidyl-prolyl cis-trans isomerase-like
Exons: 7
Coding region: 59-925 (288 amino acids)
Biological process (GO): protein peptidyl-prolyl isomerization
Molecular function (GO): peptidyl-prolyl cis-trans isomerase activity
Source: RefSeq, a predicted model, not a curated record